Messenger RNA from Exophiala bonariae, 426 nucleotides. RefSeq lists its product as uncharacterized. The transcript has a single exon. The record is from RefSeq and is a predicted model, not a curated record. NCBI's taxonomy places the organism in Eukaryota, Fungi, Ascomycota, Eurotiomycetes, Chaetothyriales, Herpotrichiellaceae. The coding region runs from base 1 to 426 and encodes 141 amino acids.
AUGGCGUCCUCCACUUCCGCCAACAGCACUGCCAUCACCAGCACCACCGCCAAUAGCAACAACAAUGACAGCAACGAGGUGAACGUACAAGUCACCGAAGAAACCCUCGAAGUGGCAGCACAGUUUGCCGAACAAUACGCGGAGCGAAAGCGGGAGUUCGAAGCCCUCACCAAAGGGUACGAAGAGUACAGGCAGCAGCUCCUGAUGGCGGCCCACCAGCAGGACAUGAGGAAACUCAAGGCGGACAUGGAGGCGAGACAGGAGGAAUUACAGGCGGAAAUGGAGACACAGCGCCUGGAGCUGGUGGAGGCAAAGAGGGAGAAUGACCUCCUCCGGAUGGAGAUGGAUUUCAUGCGGAGCUCAGCGCAGAGGAUCCAGCGCAGAUACGAGGAUGUGGUUGGACGGGAGGCAGCAGCGUGGGUAUGA